Paramecium sonneborni is the source of this 1500-nucleotide messenger RNA. NCBI's taxonomy places the organism in Eukaryota, Ciliophora, Oligohymenophorea, Peniculida, Parameciidae. The record is from the annotation of a GenBank genome assembly.
AUUUUAUUAAAUGAAUUAAGGGUGCUCAUAUAAAUAUUGUAUUAAUACUGCAAUAAUUGAUGCAAUAUACUCUUGUCCUACUUGUUAAAAUAUGAGAUAUUGUUCAUAGAAAUGUAGAGACACAGAUUGGUAAAUUGAAAUCUUAAUGUAGGACAUUAUCUCAUAAGAAUAAUUGUCGCUAAAUAAAAGGAAAGAGUUUAUCUGAGUUGAAUGAUUCCGCAUCAACAUUGAAAUCAAUUCGUAGAUGUCCUGAAGACUUUGAAUUAAUAGUUAAGGAUAAUAAAAUGGAAUUAGGUAAAGGUAGUUAUGGUUGUGUAAAAUUGGUUAAGGAUAAAUAAAAUGGUUAGAUGUAUGCAAUGAAAGUGGUAAGACAUAUUAUUUAAAAUAGAUGAACAAAAAAUAAAUAUUUGAGUAUUGUUCUGUUGAAAAUUUAAAGAGAGAAAUCAAGAUAUAAAGAAGAUUGUAACAUCCACAUAUAACUAAAUUAUUUCAUUAUUUUGAAGACAAAGAAAAUGUAUUUCUUAUAUUAGAAUUAGCAGGUAUAAUAAACUAUAUAUUUAAGAGAAUGGUAGUUUAUUCAGUUAUAUAAGAAAAAGAAGAAGACUUCCAGAAAAUGAAGCAUUUGUUUACUUUUUCUAAACUUGUUUAGGAAUUGAUUAUUUGCAUAAGAAAAAUAUAAUACAUAGAGAUCUUAAACCAGAAAAUCUUUUAUUAGAUAAAUAAGGGAAUAUUAAAGUAUGUGAUUUUGGUUGGUCUGCAGAAACUACAUAAAAUGGAGUUCGAAGAACCUUUUGUGGUACUUUAGAUUAUAUGGCACCAGAAAUGUUGAAAAAUUAACCAUAUACUUUCACUUUGGAUAUUUGGUGUUUGGGUAUUUUAUUAUUUGAAUUAAUUCAUGGUUUUGCACCUUUUAAAGGAAGAACUGAAAAUGAGAAAUGUAAUAAUAUUGUUAAAAUGACACCUAUUGAAUAUGAUCCUUAACUAUCAAUUGAAGCUAAAUCUUUAAUCUAGGGAAUACUCAAACAUAAUCCUAUUGAAAGAUUAUCGAUGAAUUAGAUCUUUGAACAUUCUUGGAUGAAAAAAUUCUAUAAAAGCUAUGGUAUAGAUCUCAGAUCUUACAUGUAUAAGGAAGAUAAACAUAAUGAUUCAUCAAAUCGAUCUAUCUCUCCUUAAAAUGAGGAUAUCAUCACAAGGUCAUUUGUAACAAACCCUCCAUCAAAUACUAAUUCCAAUUUGAAGCCUUUAUCCAAAUCUUCUAAUUAUGUUUCUCAAUAUAACAAUAAUAACCCAAAAUCAACUGCUUCCUCAAAUUAUAAUUAAGAGGAAGAAUUUAAAGCUAGAGUCAGUAGACUUUCCUAACGAUAAUAAAUGGCAUAAGGAUUAAGGGAAAUUCAAGGAUAAUAAACAAGAUAAGAAGAAUUGGGAUUUAUGGAUAAAGUAUUUUCUGCAUUUGGAUGUUUGAGUAGAGAUAAAUAAUAAACUUAAUCUCAUAAUUCUUGA